Molecule: messenger RNA, 1017 nt
Organism: Thunnus maccoyii (southern bluefin tuna)
Lineage: Eukaryota; Metazoa; Chordata; Actinopteri; Scombriformes; Scombridae
Exons: 5
Coding region: 1-948 (315 amino acids)
Source: RefSeq, a predicted model, not a curated record
AUGGAGCACGGUUCAGUUCUGCUGUUGCUGCUCUUCCUGGGGACGUGCUCGGCUUCCACCUACAAAAAUGUGGCCUUGCGUGGCAAAGCAACUCAGUCACACCGUGCUGAUGGAAAUGAGGGUAUUUUGGGUGCUGCUUACAACGCCAUUGAUGGAAACCGUGAAUCUAGAUUCUCAGCCGGUUCAUGCAGCAUCACUGCAAAACAGAACAACCCCUGGUGGAGGUUGGACCUGCUGGAGUCCUACAUGAUCACCUCUGUCAUCAUCACCAACAGAGGAGACUGCUGUGAGGACAGGAUCAAUGGGGCAGAGAUUCGUAUCGGAAAGAAUUUACAUUACAAUGGUGCCACAGACACAGUGGUCGCUGUGAUAUCUAGUAUCGCAGCAGGCAGGUCUCAUAUAAUAACUCUUGAAAAACACGUGGAGGGACGUUAUGUGACUGUGGUUUUACCUGGUCAAGGAAGGGUCCUCACACUCUGUGAAGUGGAAGUCUACGGGUACCGUGCCCCAACUGGAGAGAACCUGGCACUUCAAGGAAAAGCCUCACAGUCAUCAUUGUAUUCAUAUCUUGGCGAUGCAUAUAAUGCUAUAGAUGGGAAUCGUGACAGCACCUAUGCAGAUGGCUCCUGCUCUUGUACAUCAUACAUAGCCAGUCCCUGGUGGCGAGUGGACCUGCAGAAAACACAUAAAGUGUUUUCUGUUAAGAUAACCAACGAAAAUAUAUACCCACAUCGACUUGAUGGAGCUGAGAUCCGUGUUGGAGAUUCUACUGUGAACAAUGGCAACAGCAAUACCAGGUGUGCUGUGAUCACACACAUCCCUGCAGGUUUUACCCACACAUUCGACUGUAACGGGAUGGACGGUCGCUAUGUUAGCAUAGUCAUUCCUGGAAGAAGCGAUUACCUGCACCUGUGUGAGGUGGAGGUGUAUGGCUCUAGACUGGAUUAGAUCUGACGAGGUUCAAAAUGUACAACAAUGACAAUUUACAUAGCUGGUAUUUACCUGAUGCUCUUUUAU